AUGCAGGACGCAUCCGGCCCCGGCUCCGGCUCUGCUCCUCCGGCACCGGUUCUGGCCCCGGCUCCAGCUCCGGCACAUGUUCCAGCCCUGGCCCCGGCGCCGGUGACGCUGUGCCAGGACUGUGACACGCGGUGUCGGGCGAGAUCGGCGUGCGAAGCCUACGUUGCCGCGGCAGGGUGCGGGAAUGCCUGCACCGUCGAUGUCUCGCCCGCGUGCACGACCUGCAAAUCCCGUGCCGUGCAGUCGUGCACGACCUACUGCAACGAUAAGUGCGCGCCCAACGACUGCGUCGGCUCAUGCAGCACAUUCUGCACCGAUCAAACCGAGCGGACCGCAUGUCGGAACGAGUGCAGUCCCUACUCCUUCUACAAGCAGCGGGUCAAAAUAUGCAAAGCAUGCGAGUCCAGUGCCGCCACGAGGUGCAUCGACGCCUGCAGCAGCGAGUGCAAGUCCAACCGCGUCAGCAGCGGCUGA
Molecule: messenger RNA, 474 nt
Organism: Aegilops tauschii subsp. strangulata
Lineage: Eukaryota; Viridiplantae; Streptophyta; Magnoliopsida; Poales; Poaceae
Source: RefSeq, a predicted model, not a curated record